This is a messenger RNA of Stylonychia lemnae, 1173 nucleotides long. NCBI's taxonomy places the organism in Eukaryota, Ciliophora, Spirotrichea, Sporadotrichida, Oxytrichidae. The record is from the annotation of a GenBank genome assembly.
AUGCAGACUAUAUGCAAGGACGCUUACUAUUUAUAUUUCCCUAAAAUAUUGAAGACUUUCUACCUUGAUAGGCAAUAUUUACAUCUUUAUUUAGCACACAAAAGAAAGAUGGUCGUUGCUUACUUAGACAAUUAUAAAGGAAAGAAAAUAUCGUUUAAAAAACAUAAAGAAAUCCCUGAGAGAUUAAAGUACUUCUCUACUAUUUAGUUUGAGAAUAAUGUACUAUUAUGCGGGGGAUUGAAUAGCAAAGAGGAAAACCCAGAGGAUCCACUAUCAUAGCAAUUCGAUUAUGUUUACGAUGACUCUUUUCUCUUUGAUGUGAAACAUACAAAAGUCCUAAAUAAAAUGCAUAUGCACAUGAAAAGAGCAAAGCAUUGUGUCACAAUAUAAUAAGAUCCAGUCGAUCAAUUCAAUAGACUUGUGCUAAUUAUUGGAGGAGUAUAUAUUACCUAUCAUAAAGAUCUGUUUAAGAAAACAACUUAUUAGAAGUAUCACGACACUGCAAAUGUUGAAUACUACUCAAUGAAGACCUAAUCUUUUGAAAGAUAUAAUGCUAAAUUAUCAAUAGCUAGACAUUCAGCUGCAGCUUGUAAUCUGCAUAACUAUACCUAUGUAAUUGGAGGCCAUACUGUUGAUCAUCCCUUAAAGUAUAUAAACACCAUUGAAAGAUGCCACAGAUCAGUUCCUUCGUCAUUUUUUGAAAAGUUUGAUGUUAAGUAAAAGAUCGGAGUUGAUCUAAACAUACAAACUCUGCUAAGUGUAGCCAUCCCGGAGGACAGAGGUAUUUUGAUUAUUGGCAGCUCCAGAGAUGAUUAAUGGAACAAUGAAGGAUUUUAUAUAGAUUUGAAGGAUAUGUCAAUGAAAAGAUCAAAGUUUUAGUACUCAGUAGGACCCAUAAAUGAUUGGAAGAAUUCAUAUACAAACUAUGAGCAAAAGAUUAAUUUUCUGACUGAGCAAUUUUAAAUUUUGAGAUUUGGAGUUCAAGCUUGUGAAUGGAGUCUAUUUGAUUUGAAUGAUAUAAAAACUGAAAAAAGCAAAGAAUAUUUGGCUAAAAAAGAAUAGAAAAGAUUGAAGAAAUUGGAAAAAGAUAAAAACAAAAUACAUGAAAAGUAUAUUUAUGAUGAUGGAAGUCAUCUAUACUAUGAAGACAAUAAAAACCAUAACUACUAUUGA